AUGGAGCCCGACGAUGAGAAAAAAAAGAAGUUAAACGAUGACGUAGUGGUUUUUAUGCGCAAACGCAGCGAAACUGAAGCGCCGCGAUAUACCGCCCGACUGAAAACCUACGUCGAUUUCCAACAAAAGCGUCGGAGAGCAGCGGCCGCGCGUCGCCACUCUGAACACGGCCAUCACGAAAAGAAAAGCAACUCAACCACUAAAAAGAAAACUGAUGGCGACCUAAAAGAUAAAGCUCCGGACAAGCAGUACCUCUUUACUUCUUGCAGAGAACAUAUCGGGGAUGAUGAAGACGGCAUGAGCAGGAGUGAUGAUGAGUGUUACAUGUUCGAAAGUCGUCGUGGCGGCAAGUACGUGCACCGAGCUCGUUCAUACUCCCGGUCGGCGUCCAUCGACCCGGACGAUCCGUCUGACCGAGGGUGCCGCAGAAAGAAGAAAAAGAAGAAGUGCCGUCGUCGUCGUCGUCGCUCUUGUAAGAAGAAGAAGCGCCGUAAGAGUUGUCGUCGUAAGCGACGUCGCAGCUGCAAACGCAAGCGACGCCGCAGCUGCAGCCGCAAGCGCCGUCGCUCAUGCAAACGCAAGAAGAAACGUUGUGGCCGCCGCCGCAGCCGUCGCAAACGCCGCCGCUGCUGAUCAUGCAACUGUGCCCGUUAGGCCUGUGAAGGUUAAAUUCUCCGUGCUGUUUGU
Helicoverpa zea (corn earworm) is the source of this 687-nucleotide messenger RNA. Its product is annotated as protamine-like. The transcript is spliced from 5 exons. Bases 1 to 633 code for a protein of 210 amino acids. Lineage: Eukaryota; Metazoa; Arthropoda; Insecta; Lepidoptera; Noctuidae. The record is from RefSeq and is a predicted model, not a curated record.